Archocentrus centrarchus (flier cichlid) is the source of this 3062-nucleotide messenger RNA. It is a transcript of the gene txnrd3, whose product is annotated as thioredoxin reductase 3. The transcript is spliced from 16 exons. Gene Ontology annotation, molecular function: flavin adenine dinucleotide binding; glutathione-disulfide reductase (NADPH) activity; thioredoxin-disulfide reductase (NADPH) activity. The coding region runs from base 263 to 2065 and encodes 600 amino acids. Gene Ontology annotation, biological process: cell redox homeostasis; cellular response to oxidative stress; glutathione metabolic process. The record is from RefSeq and is a predicted model, not a curated record. Gene Ontology annotation, cellular component: cytosol; mitochondrion. NCBI's taxonomy places the organism in Eukaryota, Metazoa, Chordata, Actinopteri, Cichliformes, Cichlidae.
CGUAGCGACAGAAGAAUGGUAGAAGGCGUUUGGCGCGGUUGGUAGACUAGCUGCUGACAGCGAGGGGAGAGGAGCUGAGGUCAGAUCUGCGGCUCGGCUGUCUUUUGUUAUUUCCCCUUGGAGAAGAGAUCGAGAGACUUAGAUCUUUUCUUGCGUUUAUACACGGAGAGAGGGUUUGUGCGUUCCCCCCCCCCCCAACUUGUUUUAUAGUCAGCCGUCUAUCUAAGCUUGCCCUGCGCAGGCGGACGGAAAUAUCUGGAAAAUGCCUCCCGUCGAAAAUGACACCGGGAAGAAGGAGCUCAAAUCUCAGAUACAGGAGCUUAUUGACGCCAAUCAAGUGAUGGUUUUCAGCAAAAGCUACUGCCCGUAUUGUAUAAAGGUGAAAGACUUGUUCAAAGAGCUGAAAGUCGAGUGCAAUGUGGUGGAACUGGAUCUCAUAGAUAAUGGGACAAACUAUCAGGAGAUGCUGCUUGAGAUGACCGGACAGCGAACAGUUCCUAACGUCUUCAUCAACAAGAAGCACAUUGGUGGCCUUGACAAAACAAUGCAGGCCCAUAAUGAUGGCAGCCUACAGCAGCUGCUGAACGGGGAAAAUGAAAAUUACGACUACGACCUGAUCGUCAUCGGAGGAGGUUCUGGAGGCCUGGCCUGCUCAAAGGAAGCUGCUACACUGGGGAAGAAGGUCAUGGUGUUGGAUUAUGUUGUGCCCACACCAAAAGGAACCACUUGGGGUCUUGGUGGAACAUGUGUGAAUGUGGGCUGCAUUCCCAAAAAGCUGAUGCACCAGACGGCUUUGCUGGGCACAGCCGUGCAGGACGCACGCAAGUUUGGCUGGGAGUUCGAUGAAACAGUGAAGCACAACUGGGAGACAAUGAAGACAGCUGUUAAUAACUACAUUGGCUCCCUGAACUGGGGCUACAGGGUAGCACUGAGGGACAAGAAUGUCAACUAUGUCAAUGCCUACGCAGAGUUCGUUGAACCACACAAAAUCAAGGCUACAAACAAACGAGGGAAGGAGACGUUCUACACAGCAGCCAAGUUUGUCUUGGCUACGGGCGAGAGGCCACGUUACCUGGGCAUUCCUGGAGACAAGGAGCACUGCAUCACCAGUGAUGACCUCUUCUCAUUGCCUUACUGCCCGGGGAAGACUUUGGUGGUCGGGGCAUCCUAUGUGGCUCUGGAGUGCGGCGGCUUCCUGGCCGGCCUGGGGCUCGAUGUCACCGUCAUGGUACGGUCCAUCCUGCUGAGGGGCUUUGACCAGGACAUGGCCAACCGCGCUGGAGAACACAUGGGGGAGCACGGCGUCAAGUUCAUCCGCAAAUAUGUACCCACAAAGAUCGAGCAGCUGGAAGCAGGAACUCCUGGCAGGCUGAAGGUGACGGCCAAGUCCACAGAAACUGAUGAGAUCAUCGAGGGCGAGUACAACACCGUGUUGAUAGCAGUGGGUCGAGACGCAUGCACAGACAAGAUUGGCCUGGACAAGGCAGGAGUCAAGGUCAACCCAAAGAAUGGAAAAAUUCCGGUCAACGAUGAAGAGCAGACCAAUGUGCCCCAUAUCUAUGCCAUUGGUGACAUCCUGGAAGGCAAGUGGGAGCUGACACCUGUAGCCAUCCAGGCUGGCAAGCUACUGGCCCGACGCCUCUACAAAGGAUCAACCAUCAAGUGCGACUACAUCAAUGUUCCCACCACAGUCUUCACCCCGCUGGAGUACGGUUCCUGCGGUCUGUCAGAGGAGAAAGCCAUCGAGCUGUAUGGCCAGGAAAACUUGGAGGUGUACCACAGUCUCUUCUGGCCUCUGGAGUUCACCGUGCCCGGCAGGGACAACAACAAAUGCUAUGCCAAGAUCAUCUGCAAUAAACUGGACAAUGAUCGAGUCAUCGGUUUCCACUACCUGGGACCGAACGCAGGAGAGGUGACGCAGGGCUUCGGUGUUGCCAUGAAAUGUGGUGCCACCAAGGAGCAGCUGGACAUCACCAUCGGCAUCCACCCAACCUGUGCUGAGAUCUUUACCACUAUGGAUGUGACCAAGAGUUCCGGUGGAGACAUCACACAGGCCGGCUGCUGAGGUUAAACCCUGCUCGUUUAGCAGGCUGCUCUCACAUUAGACUCCCCUACCAAACCCUCUCCUCCUAACUCCCAGUCACCCUUUAAGCUCAGCCUUACCUCCAGGCCCUCAUUGUACAGGGCAUUUAUUUCUCAGGAUGAACCUACCACCAUGGCCAGCACCUGAAGCAGUAAAACAUACACUUAGUGGGGCUGGGAGCUACAAGGUAACUAGAGGCGGUCAGGGCUGAAGAUGUGCGCAUCUUUUGGCUCUGGCUGAGGGAAUCUGAUCUGACAGCUGCCUGCUGAACAGCGGGGUUACUCUGCUGAUGUUUCUACUGGGCUCCACCAGCGUGUCAUUCUCAGAGAAGCACCACCACACACUUCUCCUGUGCGUGUGUGUAUUUGGGCUGUUUUUGACGUCCUUGCCUGUAACCUUAAAUAAUUAGGUGGGCAAGGAUCGAUGUCCCUCUGCAGAAGCACCUGAUGGUGGCCCAAACCCUUCGUCCACCCCCCCACCCAACUUCAAAGCAUGUCAUUCACCUCUCGUGCACAGAGGGGUGCACACACUCAAAUUGACUGAUCAAGAAUUGGCUCGUUACAGGGUUUGAAUGGAUGCACAAUUAUGGUGCACGCAUAGGUUAUCACCAUGCCUUCAUCAUUCCAUACAUCCUUCUUUGCAGGACUUUAAGCUGAGUUUGAGAUGUAUACAUGUCCUUGUCAAUAUUUAUCUUUGCUUUGUGGAAGCACCAGAGUUUUCACACUUGGAGAAACUUCUGAGGCGUUGAGCCUGGAAACCUUUCAGAUGUUUCAAAUAAGUGAGGAAACUUCCACCUGCAUUAUACUGAUGGUUGUGUUUGUACUUCAAAAACUCAGUUUUUAAUUUAAUGACUGCUUGUUGCAUUUUACUGUCUCUGCAUUGUUUGUAUGUUAAAUGUAUGUAUGUCUUGUAGAGACUAGUUUGUGUCGAACAUGUAGACUACUUCUGUCGGUGUUAAAUAAAGGCGUGUCCACCUGCA